Molecule: messenger RNA, 2421 nt
Organism: Fusarium subglutinans
Lineage: Eukaryota; Fungi; Ascomycota; Sordariomycetes; Hypocreales; Nectriaceae
Product: cysteine synthase
Exons: 4
Coding region: 1-2421 (806 amino acids)
Molecular function (GO): protein binding
Source: RefSeq, a predicted model, not a curated record
AUGCCGGGCUACUCGGCAAGCCCUGGCAAGGACCGCUCAGCAGCAGAGAAGGAAGAGAUGGCAAAGAAGUAUAAACCCGGCGACCAAGUCCUUCCAACGAUAAAUACACAUCGAACAGCGGAUGAGCGGCGCAUCGACGCUGAAGAUAGAAGAUUGGUGGAGGAGGUUCGAGAACUAAGUUUACAAGAGGCGGGGGUAUCUUCGGGGCCACCAAGGACACGGCGGAGGCGUGAGAGUCGAUCCGCAGACGACAGAAGAAGGACAAGCAGAGAUAGGGAAAGGGAUCGAGGUAGAGAAAGAAGCGUCGAUAGCCGCCAUCAGCCACGAGGAAGCCGUCGCCCACGAGUUGAUGAGGGAGGUCGGCAUAGCUCUGAUCAGCUCCAUGUCGAAGGCGAUCGACGACGUCGACGAAGCGAGUCGAGGCAGCGCCAGAUUGAGCACCAGUCAUCGAUUCGGUCACUAAUCAGCUCUGGAGAUAUGAGUGAGAGAGAUAUCGAACGAGAAAUUGAGUCCUUUGCCAGGCAGAUCCAGGAAGAAGGCCUCCUCGACGGGCUCGAUUUGGACAACAUCGAUUUGAGUCGCGACGACGAGCUCAGCAGGAGGAUCACUGAAGCAUACCGACGUCGGCAGAGGGAUCGAACACGCCAAGAAACGAGGAGGAACAAUGGAAAUAACUAUCCUCCGUUGACACGAUAUGCCGAGAACGCGGCAGCUGGGGAUCCUCGCAUGUUGGCCCCAGAAGGAGGUCGGCCAAGAGAAAGAUCUCGACCACAUUCUCGAUCUGCUAGCGCUGCAAGUGCUACCAGUGCUGCGAGUCAGACAGAGGAACGGAGUCGUCCCGCAACAUCUACGACCUCAGCAAACUUAGAGGUCCAGGAGCCAGUCCGAAGGCCUCGGAGACGGACUGCUAGCGGAGGUCGAAGCUCUACCACUCCAGUAUUUCCGACCACUUCUGAGCCCAGGCCUGCUGCUCGUUCCUCUACGGACCUGGGAUCGAGGCCCCAGGCUUCCGAUAUAACGCAGUCCCGACCUAGCUUUAGCGAGGGACGUAGUACCAGCACACCCAUCCAUACUGUGCCGUUUCCCAACCCAACAGAAGCGGCUUCAUUCAGCAACAACACCGGGAAUAUGUCGUUUGCUAGUCGUCAAGGAACCUCUCAAAGUGCAUCGGUCCCUCCCCUAUUCUCCCACCAUGAUGCAACAGCCGGUCGGGCAAACAGACCUCGUCCGGUUGAUCUGGCUAUUGUUCAUCAGACUGUGACCAGCCCGAUUAGUAGUCCCACUAUCUCGGGACACCACAGGACCAGGUCACUGCUCUACCCUGAACCUUCAGUCAGCUGCUCACGUUGCAACAAGCAGCACAUUGAAUAUGAGCUCCAUUACAAUUGCUCCAUCUGCGCCAAUGGACAGUGGAAUAUAUGCCUCAACUGUUACCGGGCUGGCAAAGGCUGCCAUCACUGGUUUGGGUUCGGCCAUGGUGCUUUUUCAAAAUGGGAAAAGAUUCGGCAGCAGAAAGGGGAUGCUUCACUACCACAGCCACAUACACUGACCGCUCUCCGUUACCGCCCUCCCCGCUCAUCUCCUGGCGGGGCAGACGGACGAAAAACACUGACAACGGACGAUCCUCGACAUCGUUUGGAAAGCGGUACUUUCUGCGCCAAAUGCUCCGCUUGGACGAACGAGUGCUAUUGGCGGGAAGAUCAUGCACGCACCCCUUACUUCCAAUGGCUCACGAAGCCACCCAGUCUAAUCAACACAGGCCUGGAAGUCCUCCCAGAUCGCCCGGUCGACCCACGGCAGCAACGAUAUUCAAAGGUCCUAAUGCAUCCAGCAUCAAACCAUUCGAGUACUUGUCAUUCACCACAAGAUGCGACCUGUGUCAGGAGCCCAUCCAACCGAAUCAAGCACGAUACCACUGCUAUCAGUGUACAAGCUCUUUGCCCUGAAAACGGCCAUUCAGGUUGGAGGAGAUGCCUCAACGGACAUAGAAUGGUAGUCAUCGCAUUUACGGAUGGGAAGAGUGGGCGAUGGAGAUAUAUAGCCCAGGACUUGGUAGGAGGCCAAGGACUAAAACCAGAGGCGGCUGAAAAGGCAGAACACCGCGAGAAAGGACUUCAGAAAUGGGUUUGGCACGAAAAUGGUCAAGACCUGGCCCGGCUUGUCACCAAAGACGUGUCAGAAACGGCGCCAAGUGAGAGCGGUUUCGCAAAGAGCUUGCCACCUGAUGGCGGAGUUGGACUGAAGGCGACUGCGAGGUUCGGGUGGUACCCCAGACCGGGAGCGGACGACGAACUUCUCUUUCCAAAAGGAGCGGAAAUCAAAGAGAUCGAGGAUGUGAACGGAGAAUGGUUCUUUGGAGCAUAUAUGGGUACUCGGGGCUUGUUUCCAGCGCCAUAUGUGCGGUUGGAACAGGAUGCCUAA